This is a messenger RNA of Papaver somniferum (opium poppy), 2172 nucleotides long. RefSeq lists its product as uncharacterized. The transcript is spliced from 9 exons. Bases 1176 to 1841 code for a protein of 221 amino acids. The record is from RefSeq and is a predicted model, not a curated record. Lineage: Eukaryota; Viridiplantae; Streptophyta; Magnoliopsida; Ranunculales; Papaveraceae.
UUCAAAACCAAAUCGAAGCAAAGUCGAAACCCUUUCUCCCUGUUCCCAUAUCAAACUCUGCUCCAAAUCUAGCAGGAGCAAUCAUUAAAUUGAAACUUUCAACGAAACCCUUUCUACUGCUCAAUACCAUCUUUAUCAAAACUCUUCUUAAAAACUCAGCUCCAUCUCCAUCUAACGAGGAAUUAGAACAGCAGCAGCAGCAGCUAUGAAGAAUGCUACAAGAUACAAAAAGGAAAGCAAAAAAACCUUAACUGGAAGAACAAAGUGAAAAUAAGAAAGCAAGAAAAAUUGACUGCUGAGGCAAUUGUUUGAUUAAUGCUAAUACUCAUGAAAGAUAUCUUGUUCAGUUCAACUCCCUCGAUAAUCUGGUUUGUACGUUCCUUGAAUAGUCCUUCCUAGUGUCAUUAAAAUAUAUUGAAGUGAUUGUACAGUUGCAUGUAGGGACUCUCUACUUCCAAGCUGGUAGAAACACUUGCUCUGUGCAGCUCCUAUCUCUUGUUUUCUUAUCUGUCAGUGUAGAUAUAGUUGCUUGCUGCUUUCUGAACCAUGAAAUUUGUUCCUUCAUUUUUCAUUAGAGUAAUGAUGGGCACUGUCAGCUUAUGCUAUUAUCGUCUAGUUCUGUGUGACCCAUAAUAUUCACUGUUCUCAAUGGAGACAUAUUUGGAUGCUAGUGUCUCUUAAGUCUGGUACUUAUGUGGGGGAUAGAGGAAAUCCAAUAAACCUGAAGAUGGAGAUCUAUGACCAUGAUUUUGGACCUUCGGCAUUGGAACAAUGUUUGUGCCUGACAAUCUUGCAGGAAGAAAUCAAAGCAACGGAGCAAGGAAAUUUUCUUCCAUGAAUUGUCUUGUUUACUUUGAUCUUUAUAAUUUGUUUGCGCAACAGCGCAAGCCGCAAGUUCUUACUUCAUAUUAUUGAGAACCUUGUCCUCAUAACGCCCAGAUUGUUUCAAGUGAGUAAACCCAAUUUUUUCGGGAACAAUAUUGGGCUACUCAGAUCACUUACGUCUCAAUUGAGUUAUUUCUCUCUUUGCUGUUGUUUGUAGAAAAAUUAAAUCUCAAGGAUGUGUGAUCUUACGUUCACUUGGCAUGAUGAAAAUGUACCAUGUUAACUGAGAAGUUGGGGUUUAUUUGAAUCACUUAAAAUUGAUAUUUGAAAGGAGAAUUGUCUUUGUUGAAAUGGAGGAUACGUCGUUUUUUGAUAGAAUGAUCAGCAAUCUUCGCUCAACUAGCAAGUAUUACACUGGUUAUCCAAAGGAUCUUGGGUCUUCUAAAAUUAUUUCCUUCACGUCAGAGCGCGAAUUUGUACAACUUCUGCACGAAGGUCAGCCCGUGGCGGUUGCAUUUACAAUCAAAUGUCCCUUCACCAAGUAUUUUGACAAAGUAUUGGAAGAAGCUGCAUCGGAGUUUCAUCCACACGUAAAGUUUAUGCGUGUUGAAUGUCCCAAGUAUCCUGGAUUCUGUAUAACUCGUCAGAGGAAAGACUAUCCUUACAUCGAGAUUUUUCAUAGUCCACAACAACAAGUAAUUUUCAUUCCAUCAUAUGCUAAAGCUGGAGCUUUUCUGGUGUUGCCCCCAUAUUGCUGUUUAAGUGAAUGGAAGUUUAAUGUUCAUAUUAGGCAGCUAACCAAGGAAAGGCUUCUGAUGCAAAUACAACAAAAUAUGCUGUCAAAGUUCUCCCUUUCAGUUACGAUGUUAGUCCAUAUGGGUUCAGGGAGUUCUUCAAGCGACAUGGAAUUCAAUCUUCAGAACCAAAAUGAAGAACUUGGGUGUCAGAAAAAAUGCUUAUAUAUUCAUGGCAGUUUACUCAUCUUGGAUAGUAUAUUAAGAUUUAACUACAUUUAAGUCAAGAUCGUCUGUUUUUGGAAACCAAAGUUAUGCUAUUUCAGAUCUGGCACUUUGACCUUUAGGGAACACUGUCUGAUGAUUAACCAGGAAAUCCAGUUGUAUAAUUAUUUUAUUCAGGAAUACAGACGGCUAUGCAAAUUGAAGUCCAUAUAAGUGGAAUAUAUCCCAGCAGAGCAACAUCAUUGAAGUCCUGCUUCUUUUCUGAUUUUUACAUGUAUGUCAUUCCUGUAGUUUCUACAGUAUGUUUGCUUCUGGAAAGUACGAUAGUUCUAUCAUGUUAUCAAAUACGCCAUAAAAAUAAAAACUUUUACACGAAAGAUCAUUAAUG